Molecule: messenger RNA, 538 nt
Organism: Clarias gariepinus (North African catfish)
Lineage: Eukaryota; Metazoa; Chordata; Actinopteri; Siluriformes; Clariidae
Product: beta-galactoside-binding lectin-like
Exons: 4
Coding region: 28-426 (132 amino acids)
Molecular function (GO): galactoside binding; laminin binding; carbohydrate binding
Source: RefSeq, a predicted model, not a curated record
UGGAACCCUUACUACUUCAGCGGCAAGAUGGUGUUCACUGUUAAGGACAUGACCUUCAAGGCUGGUCAGGAGCUGACCAUCUCCGGCAAACCCAAAUCUGGAUGUAAUUUAUUCUCCAUCAAUAUCGGUCAUGACGCUGAAAACAUCGCACUCCACUUCAACCCACGCUUUAGCCACCGGAAUGACACAAAUGUCAUUGUGUGUAACUCACUCCGUGGAGCCUGGGGCGAGGAGGUGAAGGAGCACAGCUUUCCCUUCUCCCAGGGCGAGUCCUUCAAGGUGAUGUUUUCUUUCAACAAUGACCAAUUCUAUAUCAAACUCCCCAACGGCACAAUGAUGAGCUUCCCCAACCGUUUUGGCGAUGACAGCUUCAAGCACAUUGACGUUCAAGGUGAUGUCAAGGUUGAGAGCAUCAAGAUCAAAUAAGGUGGUCUACCGCGACAUCGCUCAUGGAAGAAUGUUCAAGCAAAUCAAAUGAGCCAGAACACCAUAAAAUGUCUCCGUCUGUAAGUUGAGGGUCACUCAGAAGGCUUGUAUG